AUGAAUCAAAGAGUGAAUGGUCCACCAAGAUUGAACAAGGUUGAUCCCAACAAGGCUUGGUGUUAUGAAACCAUAGAAAUUGUUGUUCUUAACAAGGUUGAUGAGCUUAUGAAGAGAUCAAUUGUGGAAUCACCGAAUCAGGGCAGGGAAAGUGGGAAACAAAAGGGGCAGUCAGCAGUGCAUCACAACAUCAACAAUCGCCCAUCAGACAUGAAGUAUAAACAACCAUCCGGUAGUCAAAAACGUAAAAAAAGAAAACUAGAUGAAGAAAAGAGAAAGGCUGACGCCGGUGCUCUAGAUAAGUUUAUCCAUAGACAACCUAUUGAAGAACAUGUUGAAGAACAUAUUGAAGAGCACAUUGAAGAGCAUGUUGAAGAGCACAUUGAAGAGCAUGUUGAAGAGCAAGAGCAUAUAGAAGUAGAAGAGGCAGAAGAACAAGAGCCCGUUAAAGAGUUUGUUGAUAUAUAUGAUCCAAGAAGAUGGGAAAAACUUAAUUCUGAGGAGAUUAAACUUUUGGUCCAGAAAGGCCCUAAAAGAGAUAAUAGUAUUAUGUAUGGUCCCUACGAUAAAUUUGGUAGACGGUUUUCUGCAGCUUUAUAUACAAGAACUUUACCAAAUUUGGAGAAGUGUGAUAGAGAAUGGCUAGUAUAUUCAAAAGAGCUUGACAAAGUAUUUUGUUUCUGUUGUAAAGUGUUUAGAAAAGGGAUUUCAAAAGGUAAAUUGGAUGGUGAUGGUUAUGCAGAUUGGCACCAUGUCACCACUAGGGUUAAAGAACACGAAAUUUCAUUGGAUCAUCUUACAAAUAGGAAUAAGUGGUUUGAUAUGCGUAAAAGACUGAACCUAAAUGAAAUAAUUGAUAAAGUUCAAUAUGAGCAAUUCAAGAAAGAAAGAGAUUACUGGAAACAAGUCCUUUUGAGAAUCAUUGCAGUAGUGAAAUUUCUUGCUAAACAUAAUUUAGCAUUUCGUGGAUCCAAUGAAAAGUUGUAUAAAAAAGGUAACGGAAAUUUUUUGGGUGUCAUUGAAAUGUUGGAAGAGUUUGACCCGGUUAUCAAAGAGCAUGUGCGGCGGAUCACAUGUGAUGGGCUUCAUGUGCAUUAUCUUGGCCACUUAAUCCAAAACGAACUAAUAUCUUUUCUAGCUCAAGAAAUUAAAAAAGAACUUAUCAAGAAGAUAAAGGAAGCAAAGUACUACUCAAUCAUACUUGAUUGUACUCCCGAUUCAAGUCACCAGGAACAGAUGACUAUAAUAGUGAGGUAUUUGACGUUAUCAUAUAACUCUGUUACUGUUGAGGAGUCCUUUUUAGGUUUUUUGAAUGUUGAUGAUACCUCUGGAAAAGGACUAUUUGAUAUUACACUUGAGGAGUUACAGUCUCUUGGUCUUGAAAUUGAUGAUAUGCGUGGUCAAGGCUAUGAUAAUGGAGCAAACAUGAAAGGAAAACACCAAGGGGUGCAAAAGAGAUUUUUAGAUAUAAAUCCUAGAGCAUUUUACACUCCUUGUGGUUGCCAUUCUCUUAAUCUUACAUUAUGUGAUAUGGCUAAAAAGUGUGUUAAAGGAAAGAACUUUUUUGGAUUCAUCCAACGCAUUUAUACUAUCUUUGCAAAUUCUACUAAGAGGUGGGAAAUUUUGAAAGAUAAUGUUAAAGCUUGGAGUCUUAAGUCAUUGUGUCAAACUCGUUGGGAAAGCCGGGUUGAGAGUGUAAAGGCUAUUAAACUUCAACUUGUGGAUGUACGGGAAGCUUUACUUCAAGUUGGAGAAAAAGAUAAUGAUGCUGCAAUUGCAAGUGAAGCAACUUCACUAGCAGAAAAAGAACUUGGUGACUUUGAAUUUUUGGUAUCAACUGUUAUUUGGUAUGAAGUACUAAACCAUGUGAAUAUUGUGAGUAAGAAGUUACAAUCAAAGGAUAUGCAUCUUGAUAAUGCUAUUAAAGAAAUAAACAAAUUGAUUGGGUACUUCAAGAAUUAUAGAGAAACUGGUUUUUCAAAAGCGAUUGUUGAAGCUAAGGAGAUUGCUAUUGAAAUGGGUAUUGAUCCAAUAUUUCCACAAAAGCGUUUGAUUGAAAGGAAAAGAAGAUUUGAACAAUUCAAAGAGUAUGACAGAGUAUUUGGUUUUUUAUUUCCGCAUAAUUUGAGGGGAAUUGAAGAUAAAGAUCUUAAGUCGUAUUGUCAUCGUCUUGAAAAGGCACUCAAGUUUGAAGAAAGAUCGGAUAUUGAUGCUGAUGAACUUUAUACGGAGUUGAAAUUAUUUGAGACAUUGGAAACCAAUGAGUUUAGCAACCCUAUAGAUGUUUUGAAGUUUUUGAAAGAACUUGAUUAUUUCCCAAAUGCAAGCAUUGCAUAUAGAAUAUUGUUAACUAUUCCAGUAACGGUUGCAUCUGCAGAAAUGAGUUUUUCAAAAUUGAAGUUUGUGAAAUCUUACUUACGCUCCACAAUGACACAAGAAAGACUUAGCGGUUUGGCAAUGAUAUCUAUCGAGAAUGAAAUCUUAGAGAGUAUAGACUAUGAAGAGUUGAUCAACCAAUUUGCAAUCAAGAAUGCUAGGAGAGCUUCAAGAAUCGUCGGUUAG
Molecule: messenger RNA, 2562 nt
Organism: Lactuca sativa (garden lettuce)
Lineage: Eukaryota; Viridiplantae; Streptophyta; Magnoliopsida; Asterales; Asteraceae
Molecular function (GO): protein dimerization activity
Source: RefSeq, a predicted model, not a curated record